Molecule: messenger RNA, 756 nt
Organism: Hansenula anomala
Lineage: Eukaryota; Fungi; Ascomycota; Saccharomycetes; Phaffomycetales; Wickerhamomycetaceae
Gene: CKB2
Product: casein kinase 2 regulatory subunit CKB2
Exons: 2
Coding region: 1-756 (251 amino acids)
Cellular component (GO): cytoplasm; protein kinase CK2 complex
Molecular function (GO): protein kinase regulator activity
Source: RefSeq, a predicted model, not a curated record
AUGUCAAAAGAAGAAUAUACAAGUGACUCUGAAUCAGAAUUUACUGAAUUCUGGAUAGAUUGGUUUUUGGGAACAAAAGGGAAUGAAUACUUUUGUGAUAUUGACGUGGAAUACAUCACUGAUAAGUUCAACUUAACAGGUCUUUAUUCUGAUGUUGAGAGAGUGCCACAAGCAAUUGAAGUGAUAACGGAUAAUUUGAAAUCUGACGAAUUGACUGAACAACAAAGAGAAACACUGGAGUAUAAUGCAAGAUUACUAUAUGGAUUAGUACAUGCAAGAUAUAUAAUAACGGCAAGAGGGUUACAAAAAAUGUUGGAGAAAUAUAAGAAUGCUGAUUUUGGUUAUUGCUCAAGAGUUUUUUGCCAAUUACAACAUUUAUUACCUGUUGGGCUAAGUGAUCAUAUUGGUGUUAGUGCUGUUAAAUUAUAUUGCCCAAAAUGUGAAGAUUUAUAUAAUCCAAAAUCUUCAAGACAUUCACAAAUUGAUGGUGCCUUCUUUGGUACGAGUUUCCCUGGUAUGUUCCUUCAAGCUUAUCCACAUUUAGUUCCAGUCCAUCCAACAGAUAGAUAUGUUCCAAAAGUGUUUGGUUUCAAUAUACAUGAUUACGCCAAAGUUUCAAGAUGGCAAGAACUUCAAAGAAUGAAGGUUGAAAAAAGAUUGAGGGAUGCGGAUAUCCCAGUGAGAAACUCUGCUAAUGGAUAUAAGACUGGCGAAGGUGCUGAAGAUGAUAGGGAUAUGGAAGAAGUUUACACGUGA